AUGUCAAAUGAAGUAUUAUCAUCAUUGAAUGAAUCAUCGAUAAAAAUUGAUAUGCCUUCUCCUAUUCGUCGAGUUGCUGUUGAUGUUUUAUCAUCGAUUCCACAAGACAAUAUUAGUUCAAAUGAACAAAUUCAUAUAAAUACAAAUAUAUCUUAUCCAUCAAUUUCAAUAACAAAAACAAAUAACAAUUCUUAUGAUUUUAUAAAACAAUCAAUCGACAAAAGUCAUAAUGAAUCAGCAGAAAUUUUACGUGAACGUUCAACAAGUUCAAGUAGUACAUCAAGUUCUUCAUCAAAAAUAUCAAAUAAUCAUUCAUUAAGAUCUUAUUCUGCUGAUCUUUCUGUUAAUCAAGAUGAUGAUGAUUAUGAUGAUGCAACUAGUUAUGAUGAUAAUAAUCAUCAAUGGGAUUUCGAUCAACAACUAUUAAAUAUCCCAUUAAGACAAUUAAUGAUUCGUGAUUCAUUAUCAUUAUAUGAUGAUAGUCGAAUUGGUCGAAUAGCAGUGAGUGAAUGUCAAAUAUGUUUUGAAGAAUUAUCAAUUGAACCAUUAUCUUGUUGUUCUUCUUCAAUAUGUUCAAAAUGUGUUUAUCUUCAUUUGUCAUCAAAUAUACGUGAAGCUCGUAUUCGUAUAUUAUGUCCAUCAUGUCCACAUAUAUUUACUCGUGAAGAAAUUUUAUCAUUAUUAUCUGUUUAUGAUAAUGAUGGAAAUCUAGCAGAACGAUAUAAACGUUAUUAUGCUGAUAUAAAUGGUGAAGCACAUAUAAAAACAUGUCCUCGUUGUUGUUCAAUAAAAGAAAUCGAUAAACGUUUAUUUCAUGGUGUUCGUUGGAAAAAAAAUAUUCCUCGAAGAGUUGUUUGUAAUGAAUGUCAAUUUGAAUGGUGUUUUUAUUGUCAUGCACCAUGGCACGAGAAAAUGACUUGUAAAGAAUAUCUUGAAGGAGAAAAAAUGCUUCGAUUAUGGGCAUCACAAAUCGAUGAAAAUCAACAUAAUGCACAAAAAUGUCCUCGUUGUAAAAUAUAUAUAUCUCGAAGUGGUGGUUGUCCACAUAUGGUUUGUUCGAAAUGUCAAUGUGAUUUUUGCUAUAAUUGUGGUAGACGACGAUUCGGUAUGAAAUUUUUGGGUUCACAUGAAAGUCGAUUUUCUCCUUUGGGAUGUAAAUAUAAUUUAUAUCCAGAUAAACCAUUAAUUCGUCAUACAGUUCGCGGAUUAGUUGCUGGUGCUGCAACACUAGCGCUACCAGUGGCAGCUGUAGGCGCUGUCGCAUUAUUAGCUGUAGGUACAACAAUAGGUGCACCAACUUAUGGAACAUAUCGUUUAGUUAAACAUAUCCGUACGAAACGACAAGAACGUCGUCGAAGAGAUCAUAUGGCAACAAUAUCUAGACAAUCGGCGACUAAUGAUAGCCUAUCAACGUACAUUAAUGGUGCUUAUGAUCCGAAUACAUAA
Molecule: messenger RNA, 1446 nt
Organism: Rotaria sp. Silwood2
Lineage: Eukaryota; Metazoa; Rotifera; Eurotatoria; Philodinida; Philodinidae
Source: the annotation of a GenBank genome assembly